This is a messenger RNA of Tilletiaria anomala UBC 951, 1194 nucleotides long. RefSeq names its product ribosomal protein L15. NCBI's taxonomy places the organism in Eukaryota, Fungi, Basidiomycota, Exobasidiomycetes, Georgefischeriales, Tilletiariaceae. Gene Ontology annotation, molecular function: structural constituent of ribosome. The record is from RefSeq and is a predicted model, not a curated record. The transcript is spliced from 4 exons. Gene Ontology annotation, cellular component: mitochondrial large ribosomal subunit. Gene Ontology annotation, biological process: translation. The coding region runs from base 211 to 1143 and encodes 310 amino acids.
GGAGGUUUGACUUCUCUCGGCCGUAAGCCGUUCCGCCCGUUGUCAGUCCCCUUCAUCCAUCCUCUCCGCUCUCACUGCCGGAGCUCUCGUUCUUCUUCCAGCCUGCUUCCAUGUCUGAUCUGAAAUACUCAAAGCCUUUUGCUACUGCUUCACGGAAUUUCGAGGCGCACCUACAGGAGAGUUUGUGCACACACCCUGUAGCAGCUCACCAUGUCCGCCUCACUCACACGCUCUCUCGGCCUGCUGUCUCUGCGCAGUGGGUCGGGAGCCCUUGCCGCCGCCACCACUGCCGCCACGGCUCAGGCUGCUCACGCCAUCGGCAGCACUUCGCGGGUGACACUUGGAAUGACCCUCGCUUUCUCACAAGGUCCAAUUCAACGGAGAGGAUAUGCUUCGGAAGCGCUGGGGCCCAUCAGCCUUGGCAACUUGAAGCCAGCCGUACCGACGAAGAACCGAAAACGACUGGGUCGUGGUCCUGGGUCAGGGAGGGGCGGUACCGCUACAAGAGGACACAAGGGACAGAAGGCAAGGUCCGGCAAUGGCAAGCCUACGCCAGGCUUCGAGGGCGGUCAAACACCGAUCAUGCGUCGGUUCCCAAAGAGAGGCUUUACAAAUAUUCACGGCCAUGAGUACGCACCCGUCAACCUGGACCGCAUUCAGUAUUGGAUAGACCUGGGCCUGUUAGAUCCCGCCCAGCCCAUAACAGCCGCAGAACUACUUCACAGCCGCUGCAUCCAUCAGGUUAAAGACGGCGUCAAGAUUCUCGCCGACGGAGCGACGCGCCUACGGACUCGUAUCAACCUCAUCGUCUCCAAAGCUUCACAAAGCGCUAUUAAAGGCAUUGAACGCGUAGGGGGUAGCGUCGAGUGCAGGUACUACAAUCGCCUCAGUCUGACCGCGCUCGUCAAGCCACACAAGUGGAUCGAGAAGGGCAAGUUGCUCCCACUGCCUGCAGAGCCAACAAAGAAGCGAGACUUACUAUACUACGCUUCACCCAACAAGCGAGGCUACCUUGCCAAGCGUGCGAUCGGAGCUGCGAUCGCUCAACGGGACGUCGAAUCCGCAGGUCCAAAAUCAUCGCCAGCUGCUCCAUCAACCGAGGCAGCGACGGCAGACGCCCAAUCUGCACCACCAGCCGCAUAACGCUGCAUGUACCCUUCCGCAUCACUGGCUUCCCAUGCAUGCAUACACAGA